CCGCAUCUAAUUGUUUUUCGCAUAUUUCGCAUGCGAUAAACUUCCAAAUUCAAGUCCAUUAAGAGGCCGGCUCUUCUCACACAGUGCCUUUGCGACGCUUGUAAAGCGAGCAAUUAUGUUUACUUGCAAAUCAUGUACGAGAAAAGCUUUCUCUACAUCAAUCAAUCAUACGUUUCGCCUACAAAAUACCCUUGCGACAGUACGGCCGAUAUACACGCCCGCUUUAUCCCUCCAACGUAGAAAAUAUACGACAACUACUGCGCCGACCAAGAUUUCUCAGCAAGAUGAACACCAGGAUGAUGCAAAGAGGAAAGAGCCCAUCUCUCCGGGGGAAUGGGUCGCCCAAAAACAGCUACAGUAUUUAAAAGAUCCGCUACACAUUCAAGAUUAUGUCAGGAAGACGCUGGCGAGAGGCAAUUUUGAUGAUGCUAUGCUGCUCACGAAAAAGGCCAGCAGGGACACAAUGGUGACGGUCAGUUGGAAUCACUUGAUCGACUAUGUAUUGCAGCAAGGUAAACUUCAUGCUGGAAUCAGGAUAUACAAUGAGAUGAAGAAACAUGGCCAGCUUCCAAACGCUCAAACAUAUACAAUCAUCUUCAAAGGAUGCGCCAUCUCACCUCAUCCAAAACUAGCCAUAUCGGAGGCUAUUAGAAUCUACAACAACAUGUUGUCUAACGACCGCAUAACACCCAACACGAUCCAUCUGAACGCUGUUCUUCAAGUCUGUGCUCUUGCCGAAGAUAUCGAGUCGUUGUUCACUAUCGCUCAGACCGCCAACAAAGGUCUUAGAGCACCAAAUAACCUGACAUAUACAAUCAUCUUAAAUGCCUUACGACGCAAGGUUAAUAGGCGCCAGUACGGUCUUAUUGCGGAUGUAGAUACUCCCGAAAUUACAGAAGCAAAGGCGCAAGCAAUUCAACGAUCCAGAGUCAUAUGGCAAGAAGUUAUAUCGAAGUGGAAGGCUGGUUCCAUCAUUAUUGAUGAAGAAUUAGUCUGCGCGAUGGGAUGGGUUCUGUUAAUGGGCACAUAUCACGAUGCCGAAUCUAUAGAGGCUUUGCUCGAGCAAACAAUGAUGAUCCCGAAGGAUGAUAUGCUCGUCAUCCGUGGGGAAUCUAAGAAAGGGGCGAGUCGUAGCGGAGAUGAUAUAGACGCGAAGCCAGCUACCUCGGUUGAUAGCCGUAAAAUCAAGGCCCCCGGUGUCCCUGCAGUUAGCCACGCGCUUCCGGGAAACAACUCUCUUUCUUUGAUUCUUGCCGCCCUCGAGAAGACCGGGAAGACGUCAAGAGCGCAGCCAUAUUGGGAUAUCUUCACUAAGAAGUAUCACGUUGUACCCGAUGCCAACAACUGGCAUCACAUGCUCACAGCCCUACGCCAUGGGAAGAACAGUGGCCAAACUGUUAUGUGUCUGUGGGAUAUGCCUGCUGAGUUGGUGCUUCCUAAGAACUUCCGUACAGCUAUGAACACUUGUCUACGAGACAAUUUGAACCUCAACGCCUUCAACAACGCCACCGAGGUUUUAAAAAUUAUGCUUUCCAAGCUUAAACUUCCAGAUCCGAUAACUAUGCGCAACUAUCUCCGCGUAGCUCAUGCCUGCAAGCGGUGUUUUUGGGAUCAGUUGAAAAAUAACAACGAUGAUGCAACGAUAGCAUGGAACAAGCAGAUCGCUACAGCUCUCGAGAAUCUCUGGAAACCGUAUUUGGUUAUUGCAAGGCAGUAUGAUGAGGACGGUCCGGAAUCAAACAUGAAACGAGAGCUUGUGGCCCUGGCACGAAAGAUGAUCGCUGCUAGCGAUAGGGUCAUAUCGAGCAAUGUGCUACGCCCAAAAAAUCAGAAAGAAAUUGAAGAGAGACGAAAUAGUCUGAAUAGCCUUGUUGUGCGCCAUUUCGAGGAGAUGAAGGAAAUGUAUCCUGAAUUCCGCCAGGACGAGAAUACUAAGGAAGAGGACGAAGAGCGUGAAGAUGGUGAUAAUCAUAAACCUACACCCUGGAAGUAUCCUCGGAGUAGACCAAUAACGUAUCCCCUAAGUAAACCAAUAAAGGCUUGAGGAUAUGAGUACGGGAAAGCCUCUGCUACUCGGAGCUGGUAGUUAUCUGUACCCUUCGCCCGAAUUCUAUGUAUAAUUAUUACAAUCGUAUAUUCACGGACCAUAAGGCCAAAAUACCCCUUUAUGUAAGAAUAUAGAACAUAUUCACCCAAGGUGUAUAUACUAUCAUUUGAAUUCUCUUGUAUAAAUAAAUAAACGAAUGAAUGAAUAAAA
Molecule: messenger RNA, 2257 nt
Organism: Daldinia decipiens
Lineage: Eukaryota; Fungi; Ascomycota; Sordariomycetes; Xylariales; Hypoxylaceae
Exons: 1
Coding region: 116-2044 (642 amino acids)
Molecular function (GO): protein binding
Source: RefSeq, a predicted model, not a curated record